CCGAGGAUACAAACCAGAGACAAGCAGAGCCACCAGUCAAAACAGAGAGGAAAGACAACACUGAAGGAGAAACACUGCUGAUCGUCAGCGGAGAAGCUUUUUCAUCCUUUUUGUCUAACGGAGCACUUGUUCGCUGCAAGGCUCUUAGUGUAUUUGAUUUUUUUUGUUCCAUUUUGAAACAACCUACAGCAGAUCUCAUCAUGAGGUGCUGUGCUUUAGCUGUGUGUUUAUUUUUGAGUGUAAGCAUACAGGAGGGAUGGAGCCUUCCCCUCAAGUCUGUCUUUGUCACCUUCCCAGGAGACAUCAUCAAAAACAUGACUGAUAUGGAGCUGGCAGAAGGUUAUCUGAAGAAGUUUGGCUACAUUGACACGCAACAACGCAGUGGCUUCCAGUCUAUGGUGUCUACCUCCAAGGCUUUGAAGAGGAUGCAGAGGCAGAUGGGGCUGGAGGAGACUGGAGAGCUGGAUAAGUCCACCCUGGACGCCAUGAAGCAACCUCGGUGCGGGGUUCCUGAUGUGGCUAACUACCAAACGUUUGAAGGAGACCUCAAAUGGGACCAUCGAGAUGUUACUUACAGGAUUCUGAGCUAUACUCCAGAUAUGGAGAGCUCUCUGAUUGAUGACGCCUUUGCCAGAGCCUUCAAGGUGUGGAGUGAUGUGGCCCCUCUGACUUUUACCCGCCUCUCUGAUGGGACGGCUGACAUCAUGAUUUCAUUUGGAAGACUCAAUCACGGAGACCCAUACCCAUUCGAUGGUAAGGAUGGUCUUCUGGCCCAUGCUUAUCCCCCUGGUGAGGGUCUGCAGGGUGAUGCACACUUUGACGAGGAUGAGUACUGGACCCUGGGAACAGGACCAGCUGUGAAGACUCGCUAUGGGAAUGCUGAUGGUGCCAUGUGCCACUUCCCAUUCACUUUCGAGGGCAAAUCCUACAGCAGCUGUACCACUGAGGGACGUUCGGACAACCUGCCAUGGUGUGCCACCACAGCUGACUACAGCAGGGACAAGGAAUUCGGCUUUUGCCCAAGCGAACUUCUGUACACAUUUGGAGGAAACGCAAACGGAGCGGAGUGUGUCUUCCCCUUUGUCUUUUUGGGGGAGCAAUAUGACAGCUGUACCACAGAGGGUCGCAAUGACGGCUACCGCUGGUGUGCCACCACAAACAACUUUGAUACUGACAAGAAAUAUGGAUUCUGUCCCAGUCGUGACACCGCUGUAAUUGGUGGAAAUUCUGAGGGAGAGCCCUGCCACUUCCCCUUUGAGUUCCUGGGUAAAAAGUAUGACUCCUGCACAAGUGAGGGACGAGGAGAUGGCAAGUUGUGGUGCAGUACCACUGACAGCUAUGAUGACGACAAGAAAUGGGGCUUCUGUCCCGACCAGGGUUACAGUCUCUUCCUGGUAGCAGCCCAUGAGUUUGGACAUGCCCUUGGCCUGGAUCACUCCAACAUAAGAGACGCUCUCAUGUACCCCAUGUACAGCUAUAUGAAAGACUUCUCCCUGCAUGAAGACGACAUUGAGGGCAUUCAAUAUCUCUAUGGACGCAAAACAGGGCCUGAUCCCACCCCCCCUCAGCCCAACACCCCAACCACUACCCCUUAUCCAGACCCUGAUGAGACUGACGCUACAGAUGAACCAACCACUACCACCACACGACCUGUCGAUCCGACCAAAGAUGCCUGCAAGUUGACCAAAUUUGACACCAUCACUGUGAUUGAGGGAGAGCUACAUUUCUUCAAGGAUGGAUAUUUCUGGAAGAUGUCUAAAGGAGGCGAUGAAAAGGUCAAGGGACCCUUUCCUGUUUCUGAGAGGUGGCCCGCUCUCCCUGCAGUCAUUGACUCUGCCUUCGAGAACAUUCUGGCCAGGAAAUUGUACUUCUUCUCAGGAACCCAAUUCUGGGUGUACACAGGGAAGAGUGUUCUGGGGCCCCGAAGCAUUGAGAAACUUGGUCUCCCCGACAGCGUUCAGAAAGUGGAGGGAGCACUGCAGAGGGGGAAAGGCAAAGUGCUGCUCUUCAGUGGCGAGAACUACUGGAGGCUUGAUGAGAAGGCCCAGAAAAUCGACAAAGGGUACCCCAAAUACACAGAUUUGGCCUUUGGUGGUGUCCCAAAUGACGCUCAUGAUGUGUUCCAGUACAAAGAUCACACCUACUUCUGCCGGGACCGCUUCUACUGGCGUAUGAACUCCCGCAGGCAGGUGGAUCGUGUUGGCUAUGUGAAAUAUGACCUUCUCAAGUGCACAGAUGCUCCAGGCCCCAACUACUACUGAGGAGAUGAACUGGAAACUUGUCUUUAAUGUCGUAGCACCUACUUCUCUUUCCUGUUCAGGUGUCAGGGAGAAUGUGAAGCAGUAUUUGUAGUGUCUGUUGUAUAAUGUGUGUGCUUUCUGGGUUGUGAAUAGUUCACCAUCAUUGACUAAUUAUAUUCUAUUGGCUAAUUCUAUAACUUACAGCAUUGGCCUAAAAUAACUCAAAGGCACAAAGGAAAUCAAGCCAAGUUGUGAUGCUUGGCUCUGCCUUGCCCACAAUCUGUGAACUGGCUGGUAAUGGGAGUCUAACAUUUGAGACCCGUAACCGCAACUAAAAUGUUACCAAAAGCUAUCUGCAUUUCAGAUUUGCUACAUGACUUCUUAACGUCUGACAGGUUCAGACAUUUUACAGUAUUGGAUUAUGGAUUAUUUUGGUAUUUAUAGCUAUAUCUAAUAUUAUUUUUGCGUCCUCAAGCUUGUUUGUUUUGUAUAAUUAUGUGUGUAUUUCUGAAAAUGGCUUCAAAGCCAAUUACUUGCACUGGAAG
Messenger RNA from Etheostoma cragini (Arkansas darter), 2785 nucleotides. RefSeq names its product matrix metallopeptidase 9 (gene mmp9). Gene Ontology annotation, biological process: proteolysis; collagen catabolic process; extracellular matrix organization. NCBI's taxonomy places the organism in Eukaryota, Metazoa, Chordata, Actinopteri, Perciformes, Percidae. The transcript is spliced from 13 exons. Gene Ontology annotation, molecular function: zinc ion binding; metalloendopeptidase activity. Gene Ontology annotation, cellular component: extracellular matrix. The coding region runs from base 201 to 2261 and encodes 686 amino acids. The record is from RefSeq and is a predicted model, not a curated record.